GGACGUAGACGAAGAUGACGAAGUGUCCGCGCUCGGUGGACCCAACAUGGCUGGGACUCCGGGAGCCGCUUUCGCGUUGCUAGCCGGAAUAACCCAGGCCGCGGCGCACGAAAUUCACGGGAUUCACAAUGUGAAACGAGACCACGACGAGCACGACGAACACGACGACGUCACGAUAUCGCACGUAGACUCCAACAGUCUUAACCUCAUCAUCGUCCUUGUCCUUAUCGCGAUACUGGUCGUUUUGAUAGUUGUCGUGAGCAUCGUCUGCGCGUCCUGGAACAGACGAUCCGAUUCGCACGUGUACACUCCAAUGACUCCGUGGGGAAAGGACAUCUAUCGACCUGCCCUGUGCCAUCCGGAGUCCUGCCUGGAAUCCAUCGGACAGAGUCGCAGCUGUCACUGUGAUAAGGGAGCUGACAAGUCUCGCACCUGCCGUUGGCACAGCGAGGUGAUGAGGAUAGACAGCAGUGAAGUGUGCAGCCAGUGUGCCAACCGAAACUACCAAGGCAAGAAAAGAAAGAAAAUAUACCGCACCGAGGUGUCCCUUACGAAGCUUACCCCUGACAAGGCAUCCAAAGAAUGUGCUGUGCAGGUCGACAUUGAAACGAGCACAGUACCUGACCUUCCGAACCCAAAGCCCGGUGGUGGAAACGAGACGCUGUUUGGUGCUCAUCGUAAUGAAGCUGGGAACCCGGAGACGGUGCUCUUCACCACGGGCAUCGUUCCGCCGGGACCAAGCGACAGGUCCCUCGUGAGAUCGCAGUCGGCGGAGAGCAGCUUUCAUCGUGCAAGACCCAACCACGUAAUGCGACCUGCUAACGGACUGACUAAAAAGUCGUCCAAAGAAUCUGCGUCCAACUCUGACCCUGGUCUAAAACGUACGCCGUCGAAUUACCAAAUUGUGCACGUCGCAACGCUGCACCAGUUUAAGCCGAUCACCUGCCGGACAAGAGACGCCACAACAAAACAGGUCGGAUCCACCGAGUUUCAGCUCACCAAGGAUGGUCCCGCCUACCUAGAUGACACUUCCGUUCUCCUGCGAACAAACGCCGCUGCACCUAGGGCCCUUCGUCGGCAAACGACGGCCAACGACGGCAGACGCCACGCGAAAAUCCUAGAUCAAAAUGCUAAUGAGGAAUUGUCAUCGUCGGGUUCUGCCGAGUCUGAGUCAAAUUCUGAAAGUCCGCCGGAUUUUGACGUCGCUGCCAGCGAUUCCCAGAGUGCAAAGGCUUCGAAACAGUGGAGUCGAAGCAAGUGACAAGUCGCCACGUAUAGUACCAAUAAAUGUUCGCACGCUUUGAGAACAAGCGAGGUAUUAUAAUG
Ornithodoros turicata is the source of this 1326-nucleotide messenger RNA. RefSeq lists its product as uncharacterized. The record is from RefSeq and is a predicted model, not a curated record. Bases 47 to 1261 code for a protein of 404 amino acids. NCBI's taxonomy places the organism in Eukaryota, Metazoa, Arthropoda, Arachnida, Ixodida, Argasidae. The transcript is spliced from 4 exons.